CAGCAAAGCCCGCAGUUCCCGUGGAGAUGAAUUACGUCAGAGGAACCGGGCACGCAUUUGUUGUCGGUAACGUGGAAGUGGGAGACUCUCCCUGAGGCCAAAGCAGCUGCUGUGAAGACAUGCCUGCAAAAAAGAAAAAUGCCGUUCCUGACAGAUGGACAGACUAUACACCACUUGGUAAACGGAUCCCUGGAACUCGCUUCAUUGCCUUUAAAGUUCCCUUAAAACAGUCUUUCAGAUAUCAUUUAACCCAGUCUGAAGCCUUUGGACCGUUUGAUCUUGUGGGCAUGUUGGAGAAGGAAGGACAAGAACUGGGUCUCAUCAUCGAUCUGACCUUCACAACUCGCUACUACAAAGUAGAGGAUUUGCCAAACACAUUGUACCACCUGAAGAUCUUCACAGCAGGGCAUGAAGUGCCGAACGAUGCCACGAUUCUCAGCUUCAAGAAGGCCGUCAGACAUUUUCUGCGUGACAAUGAAAACAACGAGAAGCUGAUUGGUGUUCAUUGCACGCAUGGUUUGAACCGCACAGGAUAUUUAAUAUGUCGAUACCUAAUCGAUGUUGAUGGGAUGAACCCCCAAAAUGCAAUAAAUUUAUUCAAUGAGUCAAGGGGACAUUCAAUUGAGAGGCAAAACUAUCUUGACGACCUGACGAAGGGGCCCAAGAGAAGUAAUGAGGGAAUGGAGGAACCAGACCAAGAACCAACCCAGGGACUUGCAAACGAGCCACGAGAUGAUGCUCCUCCUCAUCAUCGAAGGGAACAGCAUAACCAUGAUCCUCCUUUAAAUGGACAAGGACCUCACCAAUGGCACAGGGAACCCCAGAAUCAGUUUCUACCGUUUCAACAGAAGAACAUUAUGACUUGGUUCGGACCACCUGAGCCCCAGUUUUUCCGUCCGCCCUUGAUUCCUCAUCCACCACAGGAAAUGAGACCAGUGGGACCCUGCUUUCCCAACCAGGGUGUCAGAGGAUUCCACUUCGGGCAUUAUCCACCUCCACUUCCCUCAUACAGGUUUGGUGAGCCAUACCACAAGCCACGCGCUCCUCCAGAGGGAUUCACAAGACCGCCGGGGUCUCACCGAAAACAUCGAUAUAGACAUAGGAGAGGUCCACAUGAUAGGACUCCUCGCUGAGACAGAGGAGACCUCUGGACUUUUCCUUUGGUGGAAUAAAUGGAUUUGGUCUCCUACAGAGGUUGACUGUUUUAUUAGACUUUGCUGGCUGACAAUGGUACUACUACGUUUUGUGAUGGGUAUCUGUUAUUAGGUCAUUUUAUCCAGCAAAACAUAAUUCUCACACAUAAGUGCUGCUGAUCUAUCAUGCCUUUAGUUUUAAAUGAAGUGAAAUACUAAACACCAUUGCAAGUGCAAUUACAGUUGUUUUAUUAUCUAUUUUAAACAUUUUUUAUUUCUUUUUUUAUCAGUUGAAAUAUUCUGGCUGAUGUAUAGUCUAUUAUUUAGGCUACCAGUCUACUUAUAUUCUUGGUGAUCUGAGAGAACCAAGGUUGAGAUCAACUGAAAUAAAA
Labeo rohita (rohu) is the source of this 1525-nucleotide messenger RNA. It is a transcript of the gene dusp11, whose product is annotated as dual specificity phosphatase 11 (RNA/RNP complex 1-interacting). Bases 120 to 1133 code for a protein of 337 amino acids. NCBI's taxonomy places the organism in Eukaryota, Metazoa, Chordata, Actinopteri, Cypriniformes, Cyprinidae. Gene Ontology annotation, biological process: protein dephosphorylation. Gene Ontology annotation, molecular function: polynucleotide 5'-phosphatase activity; protein tyrosine/serine/threonine phosphatase activity. The record is from RefSeq and is a predicted model, not a curated record. The transcript has 10 exons.